Raphanus sativus (radish) is the source of this 1180-nucleotide messenger RNA. RefSeq lists its product as uncharacterized. Bases 131 to 646 code for a protein of 171 amino acids. The record is from RefSeq and is a predicted model, not a curated record. The transcript is spliced from 4 exons. NCBI's taxonomy places the organism in Eukaryota, Viridiplantae, Streptophyta, Magnoliopsida, Brassicales, Brassicaceae.
GUAUCAGCACUUUCUCCCUUCCUUUCACAGCCUCGCCGAGAUUCUCAUCGGUCCUCCUCGCCCCUCUGGUCUUUCAUCUGUAAAGCUGUUCCUCGAGCAUUGUUGAUUGUCGGAAUCUAUUAAAACUAAGAUGGAGUUGGACCCAAAGAAGGUUGUUGAAGUAUACGAGAGAUACGAAGCUGUCGGUGAUCAGUUUCUACUUGUUCGAAACCAGAUGGUGGAGAAUGACAGGGAGAGGAAUGCGAACCGAGAGGCUCUCACAGCGCUAAGGAAGAGAGCUAAGACAACAAAGACUAGCGUCCCUUCUCCUUUCGACUCUAUGAUGAAGGAUACUACAACGCACGGGAGGAGCUCAGCCAAAGCUUUGGUUCAGGAAGUUUGCUCGACGUGUGGAUCUCACGACUCUAGUGAACCCACCUGGAUGAUGCUCCCAGGAACUGACCUUUUCGCUGCGGUCCCUUUUCAUGCUGUUCAUACAAUGCUGGAGAAAGAUGAAAAGAGAAUGGAGUUUGAAUCAAAGAAACUGCAGAGUUUGUUGAAGGAGAAGACUCUUUUGUUAUCCGAACUUGGAGCUCUUGCUGAUAGUGUUCCUCCGAGUGUUAUCAGGUCGCUGAUUACGUUGAAGGACACACCUUCAGUUCAGUAGUCUUUAGAUUGACACAAACGGCGUUAUCCAUUUGUGAUGUUAAAGGAUUAGUCUUCUUGAAUGUUGAAAAUGUCAUGAUCCCCCUUGAUUAUAAUUAUAAUCACAAAGUUGCCUUGUUUCUUCUAAUAAAUAAUAUUUUAUUUUUCUACUGGUUAAUAAUUUUCAAAGUUUUUUUACAAAAGAAUGUCAUGCCUAAUGGAUAACGUUCUCUUCCAAACUUGCAUAUAACAUUAUUGACAUAGUUUUUUUUUUUUUUUUUCCUGACAAUUAUCUCAGAGAUAUUUAUAAAUUAUAGUCUCUCAUUUAAAAUCGGAAAGCAAUCUUUAUACGGUGGGUUUUGAAUUUCUGUUGAACAAUAAAGAAGCUGACAAAGAGGAGCAAAGAUCAAGACAGAGAUCUUCUUUUGCAUCAAGACAAGAACUAAAAGUGUUCAUCGUAAAUCAAUCUUCAGAAUUAUUCAGACAAGUCUCUCUCUCUCUCUCUCAAGACCGUAUCUUUCCGGCAAAGCUUAAAACCCCUCACCACAGUCAAGUG